Trichechus manatus latirostris (Florida manatee) is the source of this 588-nucleotide messenger RNA. RefSeq names its product LKAAEAR motif containing 1 (gene LKAAEAR1). The coding region runs from base 1 to 588 and encodes 195 amino acids. The record is from RefSeq and is a predicted model, not a curated record. Lineage: Eukaryota; Metazoa; Chordata; Mammalia; Sirenia; Trichechidae. The transcript has 3 exons.
AUGCAGCCGUCAGCGGCACAGGAGGCCGGGCGCAGGGGGCCGCGGGAGCGGGCCAGAAAGAGUGCGCCGGCUGCGGGGCCCCGCGAGGGGCGCGCUAAGGGGGCGCCCCUCGCGGAACCACCGAAGCCAGGCUGGGCGCUGACGCUGGAGGGGCUGGCAGCCAUGCGCCCCGCGCAGCGCCACCGCCACUUGCUCUUCGGCGACCUGCUCGAGGAUGUGGGCGCGGCCGCCUCUGUCUUCCCGCGCGAGUCGCUGGAGCUGGUGGACCGCAUGCCUGACCCGCGCGCAUGGACUCAGCAGUUUGAACUGCCUGAGCAGCGGCAGAACCGACUCCUGGGCGUUCUCAAGGCGGCCGAGGCCCGCGGGCGGGUCCGCGCCCUGCGUCUGCGCUACACCCGCAUGAGGGCCGAGGAGAUCUCACUCCUCAUCCAGCGGCAAAAGUCCGCGCGCGCCGCCAUCCGGCUGGAGAUGUUCCUGCCGCCACAGCUGAAGCCCAAGAGGAUCCCCGACCCCCUGGACCGGCAAGAGCGGAGGCGAGUGGAGACUAUCCUGGAGGAGAGUGUGGAUGGCAGCAUCUUCCCGCGCUGA